Molecule: messenger RNA, 378 nt
Organism: Colletotrichum graminicola M1.001
Lineage: Eukaryota; Fungi; Ascomycota; Sordariomycetes; Glomerellales; Glomerellaceae
Exons: 1
Coding region: 1-378 (125 amino acids)
Source: RefSeq, a predicted model, not a curated record
AUGCCCAAUCACAUCAUCUCCGGGAGAGACCCCAUCCCGGAAAUGUUGUGGCUGAUGGUUGGCGGAAACAUUCUCUCCCCGCCACCGACGUGGGACCGCUUCCUACUCAUGGCAGGUGAGCGUGUCAAAGUAGAGCGGGAGGCCAAGGCCGAAGAGAAAGAGUUCAAAGAAGCCAAGAAACAGGCCAUGGCUGAACUCAAGGCACAGGAGAAGGCAACUAAGGAGGCGUUCAAGGGUGGGCUAGUGGCCUGGAGAAAACGGAAGCACGAGGCAAAGACCAAUAGUGAGGGAGAGGACGAAGAACGGUCCAGUCGAGAGAAUCGACAACCAGAGAAUAACAGCGGCGGCGACCACGACGGAACCGAGAUAUGUGGGUGA